Plasmodium coatneyi is the source of this 3537-nucleotide messenger RNA. RefSeq names its product Subtilisin-like protease 2. Gene Ontology annotation, molecular function: serine-type endopeptidase activity. Lineage: Eukaryota; Apicomplexa; Aconoidasida; Haemosporida; Plasmodiidae. The coding region runs from base 1 to 3537 and encodes 1178 amino acids. The record is from RefSeq and is a predicted model, not a curated record. The transcript has 2 exons. Gene Ontology annotation, biological process: proteolysis.
AUGCCAAAGGGAAAGAAGAAGAAAAAAGAGGACGACAAAAAAAAAAAAAAAAAAAAAAAAAAAAAAGACCAUAUAGAGGAGGGGAAGGACAAAAAGACGCCCCACGUAGUAAAUCUAAUCCAGUUGUUCGCUACACAACCCGAUGGAAGUGAACAAAUUCAAGGAGGAAACUCCAAUGAAAUGCCAAUUAGUGAAGCAAGCAAUGGAAUAUCAACAAGCAUAAACAAACAUGCCGAUGCUUCAGAACACAUGUUAAAUGAUGGAAAGUCAGAUGAAAAAGGAAGUGCACAAAUGGGUAUGCAGAAAGAAGCAGAUAUAUUUAGCAACUUAGUUAACGAAGGAAAUAUAGAAGACUUUGGUAGGUUAGGGGAAGACGAACAGGGGGAGACAGAACAAAAUCUACUGAAGGGAAAUUCUCCCGAGGGGGAUAAUGAGGAAGAAGCGAGUGCCGCGGGUCAGGGGGAAAAUUCCUAUGAGGAGAAGAAGGAGGAGGAAGGUAAGCAGGGCGAAUUGGAUGACGAUGAAGUGGACGACGAGGUGGAUGAGAAAACGGAGCAGAUGAGUGAAUACGAACUACAAGAAGGAGAAAACGACGCACAACAAGACAUUAUAGUACAAGAAUUUAACCACUACAAAAUCGUCACAAACUCGAAUGAUAUCCUUAACGACAUUAGUGUUGACGCGUCAGACAUUUCGAAGCUGAGCAUUGAAAGCAUAAACAUACCUUACAGCGAACAGAACAAAACUUCCUUCACGCAUCAGAGGCAUAUAGUCCUAAAGAACAAGGGAAAUAAAAAAUAUAGAGUUGUUCUUAUGACGAAGAAUCCAAAGUUUAUCGAAUUGGAGGAUGAAACGAAUGAAAAAGAUGCGAAUAGUACAUUCAUUGAGAAGGAGAGGAUGGAAAAGGAAAAGACAUCCAACAAUCAGGGUGAAGAAGAUAAGGACCGAACGAAUUUGUACGGAGGAAUGGGAACACUCGAUUUUAGUAAGGCUUAUCGAGGCAACAGGAAGGGAAAGGGUGAACAGAUGGCAAAACCCAAUAUGGAGAUGCACACCAAUGAGGGGGGUGGCAUACGGGGAACGAUAAACAGACUGUUCAGCUUUUUAUCCUUCAAGGGGAAUCCAAAUGAAUCUGCCAAUGGGACAGAUGAAUCGAAGGACACUGACGGAAAGGAUGGGGAAAAAGAUGAAAAUGCUAACGGAGAAGAGGACCACCGUGACAAUAAUCGUGAUAGUAAUCGUGAGAGUGCCCCCCACGAUGACCGUACGCACGACUUGGGCGAAAUUUUAAGUGUCGAUAAGCUGGUGGACCAGUACCUCCUAAAUCUGAAAAACGACACCCCCGACAAGCAGGAGCUAAUAUUCGUCCUGAGAGGAGACUUGGAUUUGCAAUCAGCAUACAUGAAAAUGGUUAUCCAAAGAAGCAACACCAAAUUUGAGCAGGAGAUAAAGAAAAACUUUCAACAAGUCGAUAGAAUAGUUUAUGACGUCUCAUCGCCGAUCAACUUUCUGUGUUUUUUUGUUCCAACGGUUUUUGACAUGAGCAACUUUCACUUGUUGAAGGAGGCCCUGAUGGUGUUGCGUAGGGAGCUGGAGAGGUACAUGGAAAACUGGAGCUUCUCCAACACGUAUGUAACGUUGGACGCACCGCAAGUGGGAGGCGGGGUUGGCGUAUCUUCGGCGGAGGGGGGAAAUGAUGGUCAGAACAAUGCACACAAAGACAGUCAUGCCAACAACCACACAAGCAACAACACAGGCAACCACCACCAGAACAACACAGGGAACAACGCGGAUAAGCACGCGGAUGGCCACCCAUCCAAGAAGGGGGGGAAAUUCAUCAAGAAGAAAAAAAACCUCUACAAUGGUAGGUACUCCUUUCUACGCAAACUGUGGAGCUUAGACUCAAUCAUUGGAUUCGCUACAAGAAAGAACAAAUCAAGCAUGGAUAUAGAAAAUGAAAUUCUAAACUUCCUACCGAAGGAAUUGAGAGAGUAUUCUACGUGGAAUCUUUCCGUGAUCCGAGUAUUUAAUGCGUGGUUUCUAGCAGGGUAUGGGAACAAAAAUGUGAAGGUGUGUAUAAUAGACUCUGGGAUCGAUAAGAAUCACAUCGACCUAAUGAAAAAUGUUUACAUUCCGGAAUAUUCGGAUGAGUACAAAAUGACAGAAGAUUUUUACGACUUUAUGGUGAAGAACCCAACAGACUCAUCUGGACAUGGGACACAUGUCACAGGAAUUGUCGGUGGAGUCGCCAAUGGUUUAGGCAUGGUCGGUGUGGCCCCCAAUGUUACUUUAAUAUCGUUAAGGUUUAUAGACGGAGUGAAAUAUGGAGGAAGUUUCCACGCCAUUAAAGCCAUUAACGUUUGCAUUUUAAAUAAAGCCCCUAUUAUAAAUGCCAGUUGGGGAUCUAGUAAAUACGACGCCAAUAUUUACCUUGCUGUGCAAAGGUUGAAAUACACCUUCAACGGGAAGGGUACCGUAUUGGUUACUGCCGCCGGGAAUGAGAACAAGAACAAUGAUGAGCAUCCCUUGUACCCCUCCAGUUUUAAGUUGCCCCACGUGUACAGCGUCGCCUCCAUGAGCAAGAACUUUGCAAUUUCUCCCUUCUCAAACUACGGAGUGAACAGCGUGCACAUUAUGGCACCCGGUCACCACAUAUACUCCACCACGCCAAACAAUUCGUACAAAAUAAACACGGGCACGUCCAUGGCGGCCCCUCAUGUGUGUGGAGUGAAUGCCUUAAUAUACUCAGUGUGUUACAACCAAGGGUUCAUCCCUUCCGCAGAAGAAGUCUUAGAUAUAUUGACACGGACGUCUAUUAAGGUUAUCUCACGAAGGAGGAGAACAAUCACUGACAGUCUUGUAAAUGCAGAAGCAGCUGUGCUUACAACAUUGUUAGGAGGGUUGUGGAUGCAGAUGGAUUGCCAUUUUGUGAAGUUCAAUUUAGAAGGAGGAAAAAAAAAACACAUCCCUGUUGUGUUUUCAGCAUAUAAAAAAGGAAUAUACGAAACAGACAUAGUUAUAGCAGUCAUAUCUACGGAAGAAAAUUCCAAUGUGUAUGGGGAAAUUUUAAUACCCAUCCGAAUAGUGACUGAUCCGAAGGUGGAAAACUUUAAGGAGAGCCCACGAACUGGAAAAAAAAUGAUUCUCGAUGAGAAUGAAGCAAGUCAUGAUGAAGUGCUCUCCUACAUUUGUGAAAAUGCACUAUAUAAUUUGUACGAGAUGGACAGUAAUUUCCUUGUCAUCUCUUUAGUGCUAUUCUUUGUGGCGUUCAUUCUGAUCGUCGUGGGAACGGUGGUGCUUAUCAAGAGAAAGCGCCACAGCAAAUACUGCGAUGAUGAAGACCAUUACCACAAUAUCUUGAGGUGUAGUGUCCUCGAGCAACACCAUAUUUUAAACAAUAUCAAAAACAAGGAACACGAUGCAGCCAAACGUUCGCAUGUAGAAAGAAUAAGAAACAGCGUCCGAUUCAGUCUUGUGAUGGGGAAACAAAAUGCUUGUAUGUUCAAGGAGAGGGCAUCCCAAAGGAUAAAUUUCUAA